Messenger RNA from Arvicanthis niloticus (Nile rat), 3384 nucleotides. RefSeq names its product signal peptide peptidase like 2C (gene Sppl2c). The record is from RefSeq and is a predicted model, not a curated record. Gene Ontology annotation, cellular component: Golgi-associated vesicle membrane; lysosomal membrane; cytoplasmic side of endoplasmic reticulum membrane. Gene Ontology annotation, molecular function: aspartic endopeptidase activity, intramembrane cleaving. Gene Ontology annotation, biological process: membrane protein proteolysis. Lineage: Eukaryota; Metazoa; Chordata; Mammalia; Rodentia; Muridae.
GUGGGCAGCUGCCUCCUUGGGAGGACACAGUAGGUGGCUGAGGAGGAUGUCGUGCCUGGGUUCCCUCCUCCCCAUGGGCUCACUCUUCCUCCUCCUCCUCCUCCUCAGCCCCGAGGCCCGGGGAGAAUACGGCGUGGUCCACGUCGUGUCAAAGAACUGGAGCAAGGACUACUGUGUCCUGUACAGCUCUGACUACGUCACCCUCCCCCGGGACCUGCGCUAUGCCCCACUUCUGCCCUUGCAUGAUGGCACCAAGACACCAUGGUGUCCGGAUGAAGACUCUUUCCACCAGGCUCAGGACAGUUCCCCUAGACAGCGACCCCUGCACCAGACUACAACCAUGGUCACGCGUGGCAACUGUAGCUUCUAUGCCAAGGGCUGGCUGGCUCAAGACCAAGGUGCCCAUGGGUUGCUCAUCGUGAGCCGGGCCAGCAACCAACAGUGUUCAGACACUACUUCAAAGCCCCAGGACCCCAGCAAGCCCCGGCCUGCCCUCACCAUCCCAGUGGCUGUUCUCCGCUACACUGACAUGUUGGACAUCCUCAGCCACACUUACGGUGACACCAAUGUCCACAUAGCCAUGUAUGCUCCCUUAGAGCCCAUUAUUGACUAUAACAUGGCUAUUAUCUUCAUCCUGGCAGUGGGCACUGUUGCUGCAGGUGGCUACUGGGCUGGUUUGAUGGAAGCAGACAGGCUGCGGAGGCGCCAGGCCCGAAGAGGAGGGGGGCUUGGUGGUCACAAUCAACUACAAACCGCGGCAGCUGAGAGGUCCCAACGGGCCUGGGAAGAGGAAGACUAUGAAGACGCACCUGUGGAUUUCACACCAGCCAUGACGGGCGCUGUGGUCACCAUGUCCUGCUCCAUCAUGAUUCUACUGUACUUUUUCUAUGACUGCUUUGUCUACGUCAUGAUUGGGAUCUUUGGCCUGGGCGCCAGUACCGGCCUCUACAGCUGCCUGGUACCCACAGUGCGCUACCUGCCCCUGUGGCAGUACCAGUGGGUCCUGCCUGGACACCGGGCUUCUGUAAAGUUGCCAUUACUACUCCUGGCAGGCCUGUGUGCCAUGGUGACUGUCCUCUGGGUCAUCUAUCGCAAUGAGGACCGUUGGGCAUGGCUCCUGCAGGACACUUUGGGUGUCGCCUACUGCCUUUUUGUCCUGAGGCGGGUGCGGCUACCCACACUCAAGAACUGCACUUCGUUCCUGCUGGCCCUGCUGGCAUUUGAUGUCUUCUUUGUCUUUAUCACACCCCUGUUCACCAAGACCGGUGAGAGUAUUAUGGUAGAAGUGGCAUCGGGCCCAGCAGAUUCUUCAAGCCGCGAGAGGUUACCUAUGGUGCUCAAAGUGCCCAGGCUGAGCUUCUCAGCCUUGACAUUGUGUGACCAGCCCUUCUCCAUCCUUGGCUUUGGUGACAUUGUUGUCCCUGGCUUCCUAGUGGCCUACUGUCACCGCUUUGACGUGCAAAUCCAAUCUCGCCAGGUCUACUAUAUGGCCUGUACAGUGGCCUAUGCCGUGGGCCUGCUGGUCACCUUUGUCGCCAUGGUCCUCAUGCAGAUGGGCCAGCCUGCCCUGCUCUACUUAGUGUCCAGCACUCUGCUUACCAGCCUUGCUGUGGCCGCCUGCCGCCAAGAGCUCUCCCUUUUUUGGACCGGCCAGGUCAGAGUCAAGAUACCUGCUGAGCCUGUGGCACAACCAUGCAUUGCCUCUGCUGUAGGCUCCAAGAUGAAGCUGGAGAGUUUGAAGGAUUUCCAUACAACCAACAGGUUUGAGGAGGCCAUUGAUGAAGAGUCGGGGGACUUAGACAGCAACACCGGGGAUGACAUGGCAGAGAUGGUCACCCUAUCUGAGGAUGAAGCCACGAGUCCAGAGGGCCACAGUGAGAGUUCUGAGGGCUGGAGUGACGCCAACUUGGAUCCCGAUGAGCUACCCUCUGGCUCCCCGAUGGCCCUAGAGGAGCUGAUGCCUCUGGCCAUGUUGAUACCACUGAUCCCACCAAUCCCACACCCCUCUGAGUUGGGCCACAUCCGCACCCAGUCUCGGGUCCGUGAUAGCAGCCUGCCCUGGAUGGGGUUGCACAAAAGAAAGGGCUUGAAAGUGAAGAAGAGUUUGUCAACCCAGGCUCCCCUAUGAACAGAGUUCCCUCGGACCUGCACCUCUCAAAGGGCUUCCAGAACACUGCACGGGAAUGUAAGACAGGAUAAGAGAUUGGGCAUUAGAGAAACUCCCUAUCUUCCUCUGGAGUCUCUUUGCUUGUUAGUUGUUGUAAGACAACAGUAGCACAGAAUAAGUCUGUACAAAACUGGGGAGGACCCUGUGGGCUGCUACCACUUCCAAAUUAUGCAGAGAGAGAGAAUUGGGACUCAGGGACACAACUUGUAUACGUCCACUCAAGAUCUGCCCCUCCAGUGUCCUCUGGGAAGCUACUUGCCCUUUUCCCUACCUGCCUGGUUCCUCAAACCAAAGCCCCAGUUCCUUACUUUGACACAUAGCUACCCCUCCCACUUUGCCCAUCCCCUACAUCAGCACCUCCUUAUGGCUUCUUGAUCCUUUUCACAUCCUCUUCCUCUCCAUUUGUACAUGCUCUCCCCGCUAGCUGGAUGCUUUUCUUGUCACAGAAAGACUCCAUCCCCAGCAAAUCAUGAGGCUCCCUUUGGACCUCAGUUCAAGUGGGCCUGCUAAACCCCUCCACUCCAGGCCCAGAUAACCCUGGCCUUGUCCCUGAGACACUGAAUAUGCCCCUACUGUGUUCCCUGAGGUAGUAGGCACAAAAGGAGGGUCCUGUCAUCCAGAAGAAGAGCACAAGUAUAGGGCAGGCAACAACUUAAAGCCAGGAGUGCAGAGAGAUGGGGCUUCAGUGGGAAGUUUUACAGGUAGCCAGGUCCCGUGGGCUCUGUGAGGCCCCGCUGGUUCUGCGUAAUGAGCAGGGUUCUGCGGAACUUGAAAGACCCAUUGACAAAAUGUGGCUUAUAAAACUGAGUCCUCUGGAAGCAGGGGCAUGGACAGGAUGACCCUACAGUGUGCUUAAAAGCGGUUUGACCAGAGCAACCAGAGUACAGAGUACAGGAACGCCUUCUGAAGGAGGCCUUGUCGGGGAGUGGGGGCUCGUGUCUCAAGAGGUAAUGCUGGAAAGGGGCAAGAGUCAAGGAGCCGGAAAUCUCAGCCCCACACCUACUUAGAGCAGAUCACUUAGUGGAGGCCGAUGCUCCCCCUGCUCCGAUUGCUUAUCUGUAGCAUAGGAUGGGCAAUACUGGAGACUAUCAAUAGGUCUGAAAGAGGUAUCUGUCGGGUGACCAGUGCCUCACAGGGAGGAGGAGCUACAGGCUCUGUCCCCUCCUUCCUGAAAUGCUCUGGCCUCGUUUGCAUCAAUAAAGCCCUGUUACUCUGGU